Messenger RNA from Pichia kudriavzevii, 1971 nucleotides. RefSeq lists its product as uncharacterized. Gene Ontology annotation, biological process: tRNA methylation; tRNA wobble uridine modification. NCBI's taxonomy places the organism in Eukaryota, Fungi, Ascomycota, Pichiomycetes, Pichiales, Pichiaceae. Gene Ontology annotation, cellular component: cytosol. Bases 1 to 1971 code for a protein of 656 amino acids. The transcript has a single exon. The record is from RefSeq and is a predicted model, not a curated record. Gene Ontology annotation, molecular function: flavin adenine dinucleotide binding.
AUGCCCUUUCCACACAUAUUCAAGCGUUUGCUACAUUAUGAUGCCGAAGUAGCCAGGAAACUUGCAACCUCACCAUAUCAUCCAGUCAUUGUGGUUGGUGGAGGCCACGCAGGUAUAGAAGCGGCUACUGGAUCUGCACGUACAGGCGUCAAAACUACUUUGGUUACUCCUAAGUGGGAUAAUAUUGGAGCAACAAGCUGCAAUCCAGCCUUUGGAGGUAUUGGGAAAGGUACUUUGCUCAAAGAGAUCGAUGCAUUAGACGGAGUUUGCCCCAGAAUCGUCGAUCGAGCUGGUAUACAGUUCAAAAUUCUAAAUAGAUCCAGAGGUGCUGCUGUUUGGGGAUAUCGUGCACAAAUUGAUAGGGAUCUUUAUCAGAAAGAAAUGCAAAAUUUUGUAAAGAAAUAUGAAAAUCUGGAUAUUAUAGAAAACAAAAUUGAAGAUUUGAUUAUUGAGUUUCAAGAUGCCGAUCCAUUGGGACGCAAUAGCGGUAUUGUCAGGGGAGCUGUUCUAUCAAAUGGAGAGUUAGUUAAAUGCGAUCGAGUUGUUAUUACCACAGGCACUUUUUUAGGCGCUGAAAUACACCUUGGUAUGAAAUGUUGGCCAGCUGGAAGGAUAGAUGAAACUUCAAGUUUAGGGUUAAGUGAGACUUUUAAAAAAGUAGGAUUUAUGAUGGGUAGACUUAAAACUGGGACUCCUCCUAGAAUAAGUGGUAAGAGCAUCAACUAUGACUUAGUUACCAAGGAGUAUGGCGAUAAUCCACCAGAGCCGAUGAGUUUUUUGAACGAGAGACCCAAAAUUGCAGCUGAAGAGCAAGUACUUUGCUAUGGUACAUACACAAAACCAGAAGUUAAAGACAUCGUUAUGAACAACUUGCACAAAACUUUCCACAUCAGAGAAACUGUCAAAGGCCCAAGAUAUUGUCCCUCUUUGGAAAGUAAGAUUUUGAGAUUUGGUGAUAAGCCUCAACACAGAGUGUGGCUGGAACCAGAGUCCCUCAACAGAGAAGAAAACGACAUUAUAUACCCUAAUGGGAUUUCUAUGACUAUGCCUGAAGAUAUACAGUAUGAAAUCCUAAGGAAUAUUACAGGUUUAGAAAAUGUGGAAAUGUUGCAACCUGCUUACGGAGUUGAGUAUGACUAUGUGGAUCCAAGAGAAUUGAGCCGUACGUUGGAAACCAAACUUAUCUCGGGACUCUACCUAGCUGGUCAGAUUAAUGGUACUACCGGGUAUGAAGAGGCUGCAGCGCAAGGUAUCAUUGCAGGCAUCAACGCAGGAUUGCAUCAUCAAAAUGCCGAAAAAGACUUAGCUUUAGAUAGAUCAGAUGGAUACAUUGGAGUUCUUAUAGAUGAUCUUAUCACUAAAGGUGUCGAGGAGCCAUAUAGGAUGUUCACAUCGAGAUCCGAAUUUAGAGUUAGUGUGAGGGCUGAUAAUGCAGAUUUGAGAUUGACUGAACUAGGUAGGCAAGUAGGUUGUGUUAGUAAUACUAGGUGGGAAGUUUUCACUAAGGACAAACAACGCUUUGAGACGGCGGUUUCGAAGCUGAAAGAUUUUAAAUUAAGUAGUAGCAAAUGGAAUGACAUCUUAUCUGAAAUCAAUAUAGGAAAUGAUUCAAAACUCAAAUCUGCAUAUGAGAUUUUGAAGUAUAAGGGCUCAAACAUAAAUAGGAUUUUAGAAGUUGUCAAUGACUCGGAAUUGAUUAAAGAUAUGAACGAAAGAAUCAAAAUGAAGGUGUCAGUUGAAGGUAAUUACAGCGGCUACAUACGGAAAGAGAAAGAAUAUAUUAGGGCUUUCAAGGCUGAUGAAAACUUGAGACUUCCGGCUGGUUUUGAUUACAGGACAAUUCCAUCUCUAUCAGCUGAGGCGAUUGCCAAGUUAAAUGAAAACAGGCCUGAAACAAUUGGCCAGGCCAGAAGAAUCCAGGGAAUUACACCUGCUGCAAUAUUUGAACUGUACCGUAUAAGCAGAAAGUGA